Molecule: messenger RNA, 1146 nt
Organism: Eurypyga helias (sunbittern)
Lineage: Eukaryota; Metazoa; Chordata; Aves; Eurypygiformes; Eurypygidae
Product: sodium/bile acid cotransporter-like
Exons: 5
Coding region: 1-1146 (381 amino acids)
Biological process (GO): bile acid and bile salt transport
Cellular component (GO): membrane
Molecular function (GO): bile acid:sodium symporter activity
Source: RefSeq, a predicted model, not a curated record
AUGAACAAGACUAAAGGGGCCUUCGAGAGCCUGGAGCUUUGGAGCCCGGGUCUCAUGCAGAGCGCCAGCGCGGCACCACCGCUUGCGUUUGGCCGGCAGACCAUGGACAAAGCCCUGGACGCCGUCCUUGUCGUGGUCCUCUUCGUCGUCAUGUUAUCUCUGGGGUGCACGAUGGAGAUCGCCAAGAUCACAACCCACCUCAGGAAACCCAAAGGCGUGGCAAUUGCUGUAGUGGCUCAGUAUGGCGUCAUGCCCUUGACAGCGUUCUUGCUGGGCAAGCUCUUCCAGCUGGGCGCCACGGAAUCCCUGGCCAUCCUCAUCUGCGGCUGCUGCCCCGGGGGAAACCUCUCCAACAUCUUUAGCCUGGCGCUGAGAGGGGACAUGAACCUCAGCAUUGUCAUGACCGCGUGCUCGACAGUCCUGGCAAUCGGACUAAUGCCUCUGCUUCUGUACCUUUACUCGGGAGGACUGUACGAAGGCGAUUUGGAGGGAAAAGUGCCUUACAAAGGAAUAAUCACCUCCCUGGUCCUCAUGCUAAUCCCCUGUGCCAUCGGCAUCAUCCUGAAUGAGAAGAAACCGCAGCACGCUGGCUUGAUCAUCAAGGCAGGGAUGGUUGUGCUUCUGCUGUCAUCUGCUGCAAUAAUCAUCCUGUCUGUGGCCAAUGUGGGAAGUGGUAUCAUGGCUGUCUUCUCACCAUCCCUCCUGGGAUCUUCUGCCUUGAUGCCUUUUAUCGGAUUCCUACUGGGCUACGUUCUCUCUGCAGCCUUCAAGCUCGAUGACCGAUGCAGGCGGACCGUGUGCGUGGAAACUGGCUGCCAGAACGUACAGCUUUGCUCGACUAUCCUCAAGGUCGCCUUCGCCCCAGAAAUCAUCGGCCCCCUGUACUUCUUCCCACUGCUCUACUUGCUGUUCCAGCUUGGAGAGGGCCUUCUGCUCAUCCUGACCUUCAGGAUCCGCGACAGAAUAAAGAAACCAAAAGAUCUGGACCUCGAUCUCGAUCUCGAUCUCGACCUUGACCUCUGUCGAUCCACGGAUGACGGGGAUUUUGAUCUACUGGAAGAACCACGUUUCUGGCUCUUCUCUGGCACUGGAGAUCUACUAACCGAGCGAGACUUGCUACGGCUCCUACUCCGUGACCUGCUGUAA